ACAACCACAACAACCACGACUACUACCCCACGACCAACAACGGUUAAACCUAGUCCGCCUCAAACAACACCUAAACCUGUAACAGCCACUCCAAGGCCAAUACAACCUACUCCUGCUGCUGAAAACGAGAUACCAGUACAGGCCGUCAGCAGCUUUCCUGAAAAUACGAACGCUAAUUCAAUCGACACCAUGAUCAAUAAUGUUCUUGAUAAUUCUAUUCCUGUGCAAGAACCAACAGCAAGACCUACACAAAGACCGACGACAACAACGCCAACACCGCCAACAACAACCACCACGACCGCUAAACCGACGACAACCCCAAAGCCGACGUCAGCUUUACCAAGACCGACAACACGACGUGCUGCAGUUGACAACCUCGCGUCUAGAGAGGAAUCAACACGGCCAAAUCUGACGGUCAACAAGUGGGCUAUGGACAAGGUUCUCAAGCGAUGGGUACUGAAGCUUAGUAAUGGCAAAAUCUUGGUAGCAAAACCGGGAACAAGAGCAGAAAGGAAGACGUUCGCACAGUUCAUUGCAAUGCGUAGAGCAGUACUAGGCGAAACUACCCCAGCUCCUCCAACGACAACUACGACAACAACGACGACGACAACACCAGCACCAUCGGCCAGAGAGGAUGAAAUGAAAGCAGAUGCCGCUGUAACACAAGCUCCUAGGUAUAACAACGUAAACAGCGUGAAUUCUAACUCGAAUUCGGUAUAUGGAAGUGCGUCACGGCACCAAAUUAGUGAAACUGCAAGACAGGAUUCAAGGAAUGGACUUUCUGAGGACAACAGGAUCUACCCUAAUGGCAUGGAGAGGUACAGAAAUGGUAGUAUUGGGCACAGACACAGACAUCACCACGGCGGGCAUAGAGGUUCAUCAUCGCGAAUCAAGGUCCGGCUAGCAGGUGGCCGAAGAGGCACGGACGGUAGACUGGAGGUGCUGCCCCAUGGUCAGACAGUGUAUGGAGUUAUCUGUGGUGACCAGUGGACAUUCAAAGAAGCUAUAGUAGCAUGCAGGCACGUCGGGGCGGGAUACGCUCAGCAAAACACAACUACAUCUGUGUUCGGAGGCAGAAACAUGACUAAGUUAUUCUUCUCAGUGAGAUGCACAGGAAAAGAGGAUAACCUUAAUGAAUGUCAAUGGACAGAGCAUGAAGGCGGGUACAGUUGUAGGAGGGCUGACUCAGUAGCAGGCGUGGUGUGUGCAAAAGAGCUCCCUGACCUUGAACCAAGUACAUAUAUGGUGGAGACGACUGCAUUCCUUCAAGAUCGAUCAUUGUUCUAUUUGACAUGCGCAAUGGAAGAACAAUGUCUAUCCAGUUCCGCUUACGAAAUCAGAAGAAAUAGUCCUUAUGGAUGGAGAAGAAGCACGAGACGGCUGUUGAGAUUUUCUAGCGUUGUACGUAAUCGUGGCACUGCAGAUUUUAACCCGACCAAGAGGCGCCAUGAGUGGGAGUGGCAUGCUUGUCAUCAGCAUUAUCAUAGUAUGGAAAUCUUCGCCCACUACGAUAUCACCGACCACAACGGGAACCUUAUGGCCGAGGGACUGAAGGCCAGUUUUUGUCUCGAGGACUCCGAAUGUGAUCGUGGGGUUCGACCAAAGUACAGGUGUCAAAACUACGGCCAUCAGGGGAUUUCUAUCGGAUGUUCAGAUAACUACAUGGCAGAUAUAGACUGUCAGUGGAUCGAUAUAACUGAUCUCAAGCCGGGUAAUUACGUGUUUAAGAUCGAAGUAAAUCCAUCCUUGUUGAUAGCAGAACUCAGUUAUGACAACAAUGUGAUCAGGUGUAAGCUAGGCUAUACUGGAUACCACGCGAGGAUACACGAAUGUAAACUAGAGAGUUUACUAGAUUAAUAGUAACACAGAGACUUACUAUCCUACGCCAGUAUUAGGUGAAACUCCAAGAGGUCCAAUAUCUUCUAAAUAUGUAUCACGUGAUCAGUAUUUCAUCAGGAACCACUCGUCUUCAAUGACUAAGGCUGCAGCUGUUUCAUGAACUGUGACAAUGAUUUGGGAUAGACAGUCUUUGUGAACAUUACGACAUUGAGUGUUGAAUAUUGAAUUAAGACUAGCUAGAGAUAGGAUGUGUUACGUAAACUUCGACUAUGACACUCAGGUGCAGAGAAGCAUCUCUCUCAGUGAUAUUAAUUUGGUAUAUAUGACACCGUCUACAUACAUGUGUGAAGUUAGCAGUGAUUCAACAUAACUAACGAUAAUGGGAGGGUCCAUACUAGUGAAAAACAUAGGGUACACAGCUUUCAUAAUACCAAAUGUCUUUCAUAUUUUGCGUUUGUCAGCUGUACUGUAUGAUUUAAUACUUUGACUAACUUCCGGUUGACAUAAAAACCCGACAGCUAUUUCCGGUUGACAUAAAAACCCGACAGCAUUAUUUCCAUCUGAUGUGUAUCUGACUAAUGUUUACUGCUCUGUGUGUGAAUCAUGCACGUGGAGUUCGGCGUUCACCAGUAUCACCCAGUCAUCAGGCUGUGGCGGGUAUUACACCCACUCAUAGCCUCCGUGACGUCAUCAUGAGAGUGGCGAUUACAUUACUAUGAAAUCCAUUAGUUAGUAUGAUAAAUUGUGUAUUGCUUUUGUGUGAGUGUGUGUGUGUUUUCAUGAUAUUUCUGUGAUAAAAGAUGGUGUGUGAAUGUGAAAUAUGUGAUGUUGUUGUUUCUAAUGCAAAUUAAGAUAUUUUUGCAAAGUUGGAAUUAUUUACUCAUUGAAUAUAUUAAGCAAACAUGCUGUGAUCUAUAUACAAAUAUAAUUUCACAAUCAUGAUACACUUGUGUUGUGUGUAGUAUUACCAACCAUGACAUGAAGUUGAACUGUCGACAUACGAUAUGUAAUUAGUCUAUGUUGUUUAGGCGCGAAGGUCACAUGAUAGCUAAUAUAGAAAAAAUAUCAUAUCGUGUUACAUCUUUGUUUUCAUUGUGUCCCAGAAACACCCGUGUAGCAUAACCAAAAUUUCUUAGAUACCCGUGUCACGUAACCAAGCUUUCUUAGUUACACCCGUGUAACGUAACCAAGGUUUCCUAGUUACACCCGUGUAACGUAACCAAGGUUUCCUAGUUACACCCGUGUAACGUAACCAAGGUUCCCUGGUUACACCCGUGUAACGUAACCAAGGUUAUCUAGAUACACCAAUGUAACGUAACCAAGGUUUGCAAGAUACACCCGUGUAACGUAACCAAGGUUUCUUAGAUACCCAUGUAACGUAACCAAGGUUUCUUAGUUACCCCCAUAUAACGUAACCAAGGUUUCUUAGUUACACCCAUGUAACGUAACCAAGGUUUUUUAGUUACACCCAUGUAACGUAGCCAAGGUUUCUUAGAUAAACCCAUGUAACGUAAAGUAACCAUGGUUUCCAAGAUACACCAAUAUAACCAAUGCUUCCCAGAUUCCUAGACAUUUGUAUUGCUAAUGUUACGCAGAUACACUUAUGUAGCUAAUGUUACUAAGAUACACACUUAUGUAGCUAAUGUUACUAAGAUACACUUAUGUACAGUAGCUGAUGUUAUAUUGUACUAAGAUACACUUAUGUAGCUGAUGUUACUAAGGUACACUUAUGUAGCUGAUGUUACUAAGAUACACUUAUGUAGCUGAUGUUACUAAGAUACACGUAUGUAACUAAUGUUUCUCAGACACACUUAUGUAACUAAUGUUACUAAGAUACACUUAUAUAGCUAAUGUUUCUCAGAUGUUUGAGAUGUUAAAACAUUAGUUUUUAAAGUUAUUAUUCCAUUAACAUCAGUAAUACAUAUUAAAGACAUUUUCAAUGAAGUCCUGUUGGAUACCUUGAUAAGGAAUUGCUUUAUCUUACCUCUUUACAAAUACCCAAAUAUUAAACCGAUUAUAAUUUGAUACACAAGUUGUAAUAUCCGUGCCUUAAAUGUUUAAGUUGGUACUUGUUAUAAUAUUGGACGAAGAUGACGAAGUCAUCGAACCGUAACGAGUUAAUUAGCUCUCAAUUUUGUCCUUUUCUUUCUUUUUUUUUCAAUUUAACGGUAUUAACAUUCAAAUGCUGAAAUCCUACUUUCUGGUUUCAUUUUGGUUCCAAAAACGAACAGAAAAUAUCGACAUUUAACUUCAGAAAAUCUUCAUUUGGCUCAUAAUAAACAAGAGCAAGAUAUAAACGAAAUAUCGAUUUACUCUUAAUUUUUAAUGAAAUACCAGAUACAUGUAUUCCGGAAGAGAAAGCGUCUCCUGGUCCAUUGACGAGACCUGCCACAUAAGUCUAGGUUUGUCCAUAUCAUGACACUUAAGACUAGGGAACUUUAUAUAGGUAUUAUAUAUAUCGCCGUGUAGACUUCGUAUCAAAAUCCCGGUGUUGUUAUGUAUAUAUAGAUGUGUAACCGUUGCCUCAGAAUUUGUUACAUGAAAGUUUACGAUAUCAUUGUUUCUCACAAUCAAAAUAUAUCAUUAACAUAUAAAUAGAUAAUGUACGUAUCAUGUUCAUGAAAUCAGGAUGUAUAUAUUCUAUUUCAUUGAAGUCGUGGACUUUCGCUACCAUGAAGUUCAUGAGAUAUGAAUAUGUAUGUUCUAUUGUCAUGAACGCAAUGUCUUUCGUAUCAGUGAAUUGUGAAUCGCAUAAGAAUAAGAAAAUUGACUGUCGAGUUUGUAUAUAUUGAUAAGUAUUUUUCAUGCUUUAUUUGGAUUUUAUUUAUUACUUGUGUGUAUAACUUGUCUAAUAAAUGGUACACUAAACUAAA
Molecule: messenger RNA, 4712 nt
Organism: Pecten maximus
Lineage: Eukaryota; Metazoa; Mollusca; Bivalvia; Pectinida; Pectinidae
Product: lysyl oxidase homolog 3-like
Exons: 9
Coding region: 190-1857 (555 amino acids)
Biological process (GO): peptidyl-lysine oxidation
Cellular component (GO): membrane
Molecular function (GO): protein-lysine 6-oxidase activity; copper ion binding
Source: RefSeq, a predicted model, not a curated record